Molecule: messenger RNA, 1377 nt
Organism: Brugia pahangi
Lineage: Eukaryota; Metazoa; Nematoda; Chromadorea; Rhabditida; Onchocercidae
Source: the annotation of a GenBank genome assembly
AUGUUGCCAAAAUUACUAAUCUUAUUUGGUUUAAUUAGUAUUAUUGACAGAAUUGAUAACCGGCAUGGCAAAUUUAUUGUUCAAGGAAAAAAUGAUUCACAGAAAAGUGAAGAAAAUGAUGAGAAAUAUGUGAAAUCCCUUAUUCAAAAAUUGCCAGCAAUGUUGGCUUUUGGUGAGAACCAAGCUGUAGAUAGACAAACCAAUCCGGAAAAUGCAACCAGAGUGGAACUAUAUGACCCAUCUAAUUUGCGAAAUAUAUUCAAGGCAGUAUCACUAUUGGCAUACUUACACUCAAUGUCACUAGCUAAUCGCUCUCAAGCAAACACACGACAACACGAUGAAGAGACCAGUGAUGCUGUUCGUCGAAAUCCACAAUACAGUCACCUAAUCGAUCCACUCUCUCUGACUUAUGCACAAAAUGAAUUCGAGGAUGGGAUGAAUUCUAACCUCAGAGAUGAAAUUAAAAAAGAACUGAAAACAAAUGAAACGAUGAAUAUAGGAAAUUCUUCUGAAUUCGAUAAUAAUUCAGAUUUUAGAACAGCACAAAAAUCAAUGAUUAAGAGUAGACAAGGAAGAGAAGCAGAAGUUAUACGAAAGAAGACUGUUGUGAAGACAACACUAAACACAACAAUGGAUGGCGCAAAUAUUAAAGGACAGUUAACUGGAAAUUUUUCAAAUGAAACGAUGAGUAUAAUAAAUUAUUUCGCUAAUGAGAAGAAGGUGACUGCAAUGAACAAACAGCCAGAUUCAUUAAGCACAUCAGCAAAAGAUAACAAUCUUGCAACAAGCACAUCUGAUGAACAAAUAACUGAAAAUACUGUAGAUGAAACGACAAGUGGAGAAAAUCAUUUUGAAUUCUCCAGUGGCUCACCUCAAGAUGAAGGAUAUCGUGUAACUGAACCAAAAGGAAUAGAUUCUGAUCAAUCCGACAGCGAUGUUGUUCCAGAAAGAAAAGAUGCGAUUGACAGGAAAUCGGAUUUGAAAAUACAAGAAUCUCAUAUCGAAGCCGAUUAUAGUGAUAACGAUGAUGUAGUUGAUGAUGACUCUGCUGAUCGGAAUGAUAUUAGAGAAGUAUCAAUUCUAUCAAAUGGCCAGAAAGAAAAGAUUAUUUAUGCAUCAAAACCUGUUGAACAAGAAGAGGAAUCAGAAAUAUCUGAAUCUGAUCCCCAGAAGAAUGUUAUAAAGGCAGAUUUCAAGAAAGUGAAAUCUUCGGCUGAAGUUAAUGAGUCAGGAUAUGCGUAUGAUGAGGACAACCCUGUGGAGUUCAAAAAGAUUAUAAUUGAUAUUACUCCAUCGACAAAAGCAGUUGGUAUACUAUCCAGCUUCCAUCCCAUCCUGAUUUUCCUAUUGCUGAAAGGCUUGCUGGCAUUAUUCUAA